Molecule: messenger RNA, 6042 nt
Organism: Ananas comosus (pineapple)
Lineage: Eukaryota; Viridiplantae; Streptophyta; Magnoliopsida; Poales; Bromeliaceae
Product: pentatricopeptide repeat-containing protein At3g26782, mitochondrial
Exons: 3
Coding region: 7-2019 (670 amino acids)
Biological process (GO): RNA modification
Molecular function (GO): protein binding; zinc ion binding; RNA binding
Source: RefSeq, a predicted model, not a curated record
CAUGGAAUGAAGAAGCUCGAUUUUUUCGUUCCCAUUUUGCCCCUCCUAUCGUCUCCUUCCUCCGUCUCCAAACCCUUCUCCUCCUCCUCCUCCAAAACCCUAACCCUAACCUUAGCCCCGACACCGGCCCCGACCCUCUCGGCCCUCUUCGCCCGCGCCGUCGACCCCUCCUCCGUGGCCUCAUGGAACUCGGCCAUCGCCGACCUCUCCCGCUCCGGCGAUCCCUCCGCCGCUCUCUCCGCGUUCUCCUCCAUGCUCCGCCUCCGCCUCCGCCCCGACCGCUCCUCCCUCCCCCCCGCCCUCCACUCCGCCGCCGCUAUCUCCGCCCUCGGCCCCGGGCGCCAGCUCCACCUCCUCGCCCUCCGCCUCGGCCUCCUCCCAGACCUCUUCGUCGCCUCCUCCCUCGUUCACAUGUACUCCCGCUGCCGCGAGCCCUGCGACGCCCGCGCCGCCUUCGACGAGACCCCACGCCGCAACCCCGUCCUCUGGACCGCCAUGGUCGCCGGCUACGUCCACAACGACCUCCCGCUCCGCGCCCUCUCCCUUUUCCGCUCCUUCCUCGCCGAGGAGGGCCCCACUGCCGUCGACCCCGCCGCGGCCGUCUCGGCCCUCGCGGCCUCGGCUAGGAUUCCCGACAAGCGCAACUCUAAAAUAAUCCAUGCGCUUGCUGUAAAGAUCGGUAUUUGCACGGAUUUAGGAGUUGGGAACACUCUAAUAGACGCAUAUGCUAAAGGAGGGGGUGAUUUGGUUGUCGCCCGUAAGGUGUUCGAUGGAAUGCCUGAGAGGGAUGUGGUGUCGUGGAAUUCCAUGGUAGCAUUGUACGCACAGAACGGGUUGUCAGCGGAGGCGCUGGAGCUGUAUUGUAGGAUGUUGAAUGGUGGAGGGGUGCGGCAUAAUGCAGUCACGUUGUCCGCUGUUCUAUUGGCCUGCGCCCAUGCUGGGGCUUUGCAGACGGGAAAGUGCAUCCAUGAUCAGGUGGUAAGGAUGGGUUUGGAGGAAAAUGUAUAUGUGGGCACGUCCAUCGUCGACAUGUAUUGCAAGUGCGGGCGAGUCGAAAUGGCGCGAAAGGCGUUCGACCGCAUGAAGGAAAAGAAUGUCCUGUCAUGGUCGGCCAUGGUUGCCGGUUACGGCAUGCAUGGCCGUGGACAAGAAGCUCUUCAAGUGUAUUCCGAAAUGAGAAAAUCCAGAGUAACUCCCAAUUACAUAACGUUUGUGUCGGUCCUCGCUGCCUGCAGCCAUGCUGGACUUCUUAAAGAAGGCCGUCAUUGGUUCAAUGCCAUGAAAGAAGAAUAUAAUGUAGAUCCUGGCGUCGAGCACUACGGAUGCAUGGUGGACCUUCUUGGUAGAGCAGGUUGCCUUGACGAGGCUUAUGGUUUGAUAACAGGAAUGAAGAUUAAACCUGAUUUUGUAGUGUGGGGGGCUCUUCUUAGUGCAUGCAGAAUUCACAAAAAUGUUAAAUUAGGGGAGAUUUCUGCAAAGAAACUGUUUGAGCUCGACCCGAAGAACUGUGGGUACUAUGUUUUGCUCUCGAAUAUAUAUGCAGAUGCUGGGAGGUGGAAAGAUGUGGAAAGAAUGAGAAUUCUUAUUAAGAAAAGGGGAAUACUGAAGCCACCAGGGUAUAGUUUGGUGGAACUCAAGGGUAAAAUCCAUUGUUUCUUUGUUGGGGACAGGAAGCAUCCUCAGCACAAUGAAAUCUAUGCCUAUUUGGAGAAACUCUUUUUGAAGAUGCAAGAAGCCGGCUACGUUCCGGAUACAGGAUCAGUUUUGCAUGAUGUAGAUGAAGAAGAGAAAGGGACGGUAUUGCGUGUUCAUAGCGAGAAGCUGGCUGUUGCAUUUGCUAUUAUUAAUACAGUUCCUGGAACCGCGAUCCAUGUAAUCAAGAACCUUAGAGUUUGUGGAGAUUGUCAUUCGGCAUUCAAGCUGAUCGCUAAGCUUGUUGAUCGAGAGAUUGUAGUUAGAGACUCACACCGAUUUCAUCAUUUCAAAGAUGGGUUCUGCUCCUGCGGUGAUUAUUGGUGAAAGCAUAUGGUGGACUAGAGCUUCCAUUUUAUCCUAGAUGAUCACAAAGAGUUCUGACUUAGAAUUUGUGAAAUGGGUUAAGACUUAAGAUGGUCAUCUUAUAGGAGAAAGGUUACAUGUAGAGCAUGCCACAUAACCGGUGUCAUUGAUUUUGGACACAAAAAAGGGUCAAGAAUGCUGCUGCAAAAUGUAGGAAAGUUCAGAUAUUGAACUAAAAUUUCUCAAAUGGGUUAAGAUGGUUUUUUUAUGGGGAAAGGGUUACAUGUGGAUCACGAGUUUUAACUUGCGUCAUUGAUUUUGGACACACGAGAGGAUGAAGAAUGCAACUGUCUACUGCAAAAUGUAGGAUAGUUCAGAGGCUAAACCAUUUAAAAUGAAAAAGUUUGAGGCAUGAGGACUACAUGAUUCUGUGCAUUUUACCCACAUUUAUAGGGAGGUUAAUUCUUCCAUGGAGCAUUCUUAUGAAGGAUAGUUAUGGCUAUCAUAAUUUAUUCUUAUUGGUUAAAGUUGAUCUCGGAAGUAUCUUAUUCUUUUGCUGAUGAAAUAAGGACCAGCAGCUGGUCGAUUUUCGCUCUUUAAUGAAGAUUCUCUCAAAUCUGUGAUGGGACAAAUAUAAUGCCAGGUGACUACAGAGUGUAUUUACAUGGGAGUCAUCUUGUGAUUUUUUUGGUUGCUCUAACCGAUUUUGAUAAUGACACACUUAUAUGAGUUAGGGGGGCCAAUUGAUUAAGUUCAGUUGAACAACUGAAAGUGAGACCUAGCAAAGAGCUCCAGGAUUGUGCUCAUUACCGUUGGCGAAAAGGUUAUUCUUUCUACAAGCUACACCUUUUUUAUUUGGUUGAUGUUUUUAGUGAUACAUUCAACGCAUGGAAUAUGGAAAGCUUAAUGCAGACAGUCUUAACUUAUUGGUAGAUUCAAAGUGAAACGCUUAUCAAUAAGUUUUACUUGUUUACAUAACAACGUAUCUUCUUGGGACGAUACUAUAAUGAUGUAUUAUUUGAGGGGAAUAAAAUCUACUGAAAAGUGUCUUUUUUUUAAAAAAAAAAUUGAUGCCACAUUCUUCUUCUUCUUCUUUGCAAUAAUGACAGGUUACUUAUGUAAAUUUUUCUGUAUGAUGCUAAGUGUUCUAGAAGUAUGCAAGAGCUUGCUUGUUGGAGCUGCUGUACAAGUGCUGUUUGAGAUGAGCCAGUCUAAAAGGCUUUCAUAACUUUCAUUGUCCCACUAUACUAUCUAACGGACGCCUUUAACAACUAGAAGCAAAAGCUUUGGGUUGGAGCUUUUUCUUUCAGGACCUAGAAAUCAUCUUGGUUUUGCUUCAACCAAAAGUUUUAAACCAGCCUUCACCAAAUAGACUCUUUAAUCACAUAAUUCCUUAAAGGGUGUAUUCCAUAAAGGGUGAUGCUUGCUAACGGAUCACAUAGAUCAGGUUUCUUGCACAAACUGCUCAGUUAUCAAUUAAACAACAAUUCGAGCAGAUCAAAAUUCAUAGUAAGGAAAAAGAUAGUAAGUUACCACAAACAUACUUCUUUUUCUUUAUUCUCGUUGAUAAGAAUGCAUCACAGUACUGCACAAUUCAGAGAUGAGAAUUACCUACAUAGUAAUUGUCACAACUAAUCGUAGAAAGGCUUCAAGGAGAACUAAACCAUCUUUCUUUCGAUCUCAUAAGAAGAUUGAGUGGUUGAGGCAACAAGAGGUGCUUUUCAUUACUCUCCCUUUGUCGCCUUCUCCUUUGGUUUGCUCUUCUUGGCCUUCAUGAAGCAGAAGCAUGAGCAACAUGGAGAUUGAAACAAGAACUUCAUUCUAUAGUAGUAGUGGUGGUGGACGAAGUGGUUUCAAUUAUGUAGAAGAAUUUAGUCUUUCUUCACCUUCUUCACCUCCUUUAAAUAAUUAAAUGAUAAAAAUGUAUGGAGACCCCUUCAAUUAUAGGCAUUUUCCAAAAGGUCCCUCAUCUUUUUUUUGAUUGACACCCGGUGGACUUCUUUUUUUUUCUUUUGUUGAAUUAUUCUAGUUAAUUUAAGUCAAUGUAAUUUAUUGAAAGUUGAUCAAAACCAUUAAAUUUAAUAGAAUAGAAUUAUUGAUGAAUUUGAUACAAAUUUUGAUUUGUCUUACUAAAAUCAUUAAUUCAAAUAAAAAAAAAUGAAAGUUAACCAUUCCUUUGUGGGUAGAGGGUAGAGGGGGCCAUUUCAAAACGGGCUAUAGUUGAAGGGGUACCCAUACAUUUUUACCUAAUUAAAUCCACUUGUGCGGAUUCCUUUCCAUCCCACUUUUUCUAAAGAAAGAUGCCAAAGAAUUUGGUCUAGGAGAGUUGGUAUGGACACAAUUUAAAGUCACCUUCACUGUAUUAUAUACUUUGUGGGUCCUGUUUGCCACUGAUAAAAUAUGCUCUGAUAGCUGCAAUUAUUAUUUGUUUAGGACUCUUGGGUUAUAAGCAAAUAAGAGUGAGAGAAAUUAUGUGCUGCUUAAUAAAAUGAAGGAACUUGAUGUAACUGGUUUGAGAUAAAUCAUGUUCCAAGGUAUUAUCCAAUGGUGCCUUUCCUAUCGAAUGUGAUAUUUCUGAGACAAAAAAAGACAGUUGUAACCCACGUAUCUAAGCAGUAAGAACUAGAAUGCCAUGUAUUAAUGUAUGAAUUAUGAAAUUAUAAUACCAAUGAAUAUAUUGUGCUACCAGUCCCUAUACAGUUUGUCAAAUUCAGUCCUUCAUCUCAAACUUUGUGCUUUGUAUAUGUUGCAUUCUUACAUCCGCAUAACAAAUUCAUCAACUAAUUUGUAACUAGACCAUUGGCUGUAACUUAGUUGUAGUAUUGAUUGAAAUAUGUGAUGGGGUUGAUUAUCAAUGGAUGUAUGUUGCAGAGUAGUAUGGAUGCACUCUGUCUAGGCAAUAAUUUUUUCCCAAGUUUGGGGGCAUUCAAUUGUUACCCUCCAAUCAACCAUGCAUGCUUGCUUAGGAAAAGAAAAUUAUGUCACUAGAACUUUUGGUGGAAUUAGAGAAAUGAAUGUCGGUGGAAUGGUUAAUAUGGUUUGUUAGUGUUCAGUUUACGAUGAAUGAUUAGCUAUGAUAUACAAAGAGUUUGCAGGGAAGAGAGGAAGUAACAAGAAAAUGUAAGAAAGCCGAAGUCCCAACUCUUGUUCUUAUAUGAAUACAAUUUUGUGACUAAUUGUACUCUUGUUCUUGAUGACCUGUUGAGGAGUUGAAAAGAGUUACUGUUCCAACUCUCAUGGUAACUGUGGUUAUGGUACUGUUAACCAUGGUUAAGGUGGCGAAUUUGACUAAAUUGAUAUGACGGGCUCUCUAGAGAGACAAAUUUGAUUGAUUUGACUUUUUUCACUGUUUCUUUUAUAGGUAAACUUCUUUCUCACAUAAGUGUAAGAUGGAGAUGUAUGUAAUUAGAUAUAGGCUAGUUAUCUCUACAUCUAUCUCAUUUGGCCGCAUGUUAAGUAGUAUAAUAGGAUAAAAUUAUCUUGUUUAACUGUUGCACUUCUACUAACGUUUAAUUUAAGCGCAGAUCGAGAUACAGUAGAAGAUGGACCUUCAUUUGCAAGUUUAACUGUAGCAUUUUAGUACAAAUGUGAUAAAUCAAGUAGAAUUUUUAGAUUUACAUGCAUUUACCAUUGCAGUGACUAUUGAAACCUUAAACUGCAGGUACUGGGACAACGUGUGAAUUUAAAGUGAAUGCAAAGAGGAUAAUGCUGUAGCAUAGGAAUGGUACAUUAGGAUUCCCUUUGUAGUGGUGUGCAUUUGUUGUGGAAUCAAAUGAUGUCUCAAUUAAUGGUGUGAUGUUGAUGUAGAUGAUGAUGGGCCAAGACAACCACCAUUUCCUAGCCAAAGCUAAGUUUGCGUGGAUAAAGGUGAGCAAUCGCAUGCACAUGUGUAGCUUGCCAUGUGUGACUUUUAGAGAUAGCCUAAUUCCACCUUGUCUCCUAAUAAUAGGGCUAGUUUUGUACCUCCCAUGUAUGAUUGCACUUACUUCAUAAGAAAUUAAUACCAUUUACUGAACCCCUUCACUCUAACAUUGUACUAGACAA